Homo sapiens (human) is the source of this 7078-nucleotide messenger RNA. RefSeq names its product VPS50 subunit of EARP/GARPII complex (gene VPS50). NCBI's taxonomy places the organism in Eukaryota, Metazoa, Chordata, Mammalia, Primates, Hominidae. The record is from RefSeq and is a predicted model, not a curated record. Bases 2304 to 4391 code for a protein of 695 amino acids. Gene Ontology annotation, biological process: endocytic recycling. Gene Ontology annotation, cellular component: membrane; perinuclear region of cytoplasm; EARP complex. The transcript has 20 exons.
AGAUUCUGUUGUCAGCUUCUUAUGUAGCAGCUGUGUAAAAAUGUUAAUAAACAUUGAAAAUUAGUAUAAAGUGUUGUGUUCUAGUUUAACAUUCAUAUUUAUAUAUGGGCAGUACAAUAAAAUUAUAAAUAAUAGGCUUUAAGGUGUGAAAGAUCAGAUACUUUUCAUUCCUGCUUUUUCUUGUCACCUCAUUGAAACUCAUUUUUCAUAUUUUUUCCAAUCCAACUGAUUCUAUUUUUAUAGAGUUGUAGACAAGAAUAAAUUAUCUGUUCAUAUCUCCAAUGCAUCUCUUGGGAAUUCUUCCUUAACUUUGCCCAGCUUAUAAAUAUUGAGGAUAUUAUUGCAGCUUGUUUUGGAGAUCCAGAUGGUUCAAGUGUUUGGCUCAUCAUGAUAAAAAGUCUUUUGGAAAAUUUAAGUAUGGUUUCAAUUUAUAUAAUAAUAAUGUUUGUAAUAGUUAAGUGAUUAUGUAUUCAAUGUGUUAUGUCUUUUGUUUAUUAUUAAAUAUACAACAGAAAAAUAGCCACUGCAUAUUUUGCUAUUAUCUCUAACUUUAUUAAUAGCAUUUUGGUUUGCUUAAAAUGAAGGAUUUGCAUUGCUUGUGACAGUCUUGGGGAAGCUCUAAUCCCUAGGUGUAAUUUCCAACAUUCCUCUAGAGCCAUCACAAAUAAAUGUACAAUCUAAGUAAAAUAGUGUGCUUGCCAAACAAAUCUAGUUUCGAAUUAAAUUCAUACCCAUCCCAGAUUGCAUCCCCUUUGUCUCUCCUAUAUGGAAAUUCUGACAUUCAGUGAGCAUGACUCACUGUUGUUGUAGAUGUUGAUUGCUAGUACCUGAAAACUAAAAGAAUUAUAAUAGAGCAAAACAUUAAUAUAAGUUUGAAUUAAUUUUUAAAAAAUUAUCUCAUAUUACAAGUCUUUGCUGGUUAUAGGCUAAGGGCUAGAUAUUUUCCUCCCAGAAAUGCUGUUUAAGUCUCUAUGGUUUUUUUUUUUCUUUAAAAUGUGCAGAUUGAAGUUACAUGUUUUUUUGUUUGUUUGUUUGUUUGUUUGUUUUUUAUUUUAAAGAUGGAGUCUCACUCUGUCGCCCAGGCUGGAGUGCAGUGGCGUGAUCUUGGCUCACUGCAACCUCUGCCUCCUGGGUUCAAGCGAUUCUCCUGCCUCAUUCUCCAGAAUAGCUGGGAUUACAGGUGCACGCCACCAUGCGCGGCUAAUUUUUGUAUUUUUAGUAGAGAUGGGGUUUUGCCAUGUCAGCCAGGCUGGUCUCUAACUCCACCGCGCCCAGCUUGAAGUUAACACAUUUUUUAUUUGGUUAGGAUAUAAAUUGAGUAGUACCAGUGAUACUUUCAUUUUGUCCAUUUUGAGAGUGAUUAACUGUCAUUAGUAGAAACUUGACGAUGUCAUUUACACUUAUUAGGUUAAAUAAAUAGAGAAUUAGUUUUAGUGUGUUGAAUGUAUUUAGAGAUUUCCAACAAGCCAUUCUGGGUCCUGAAAAAGCAAAUCCAUUUGAACCAAAGCAUCCAUUUAGUUCAUUUUGUAGUGAUAAAUCUGUUAUAUAGUAACAGCUUAUUGGGUGAAAAUAAUUCAGGCAGUUUACAGAGUGUUUAUGCCAGGUACUUUGCUUUGAAAUUGUCAGUAUGGUGAUAAACCACAUACAGUGUAAUCAGUAUAAUCCUUGGUUUCAUAAAGAACAUAAUCUAUCAAGAAGGACUUAUAUUAAAGUAGGCACCCAUAAAAUUAGGCUGUAGGCCGGGCGCGGUGGCUCACGCUUGUAAUCCCAGCACAUUGGGAGGCCGAGGCGGGCGGAUCACGAGGUCAGGAGAUCGAGACCAUCCUGGCUAACACGGUGAAACCCCGUCUCUACUAAAAAUACAAAAAAAUUAGCCGGGCCUGGUGGCGGGCGCCUGUAGUCCCAGCUACUCGGGAGGCUGAGGCAGGAGAAUGGCGUGAACCUGGGAGGCAGAGCUUGCAGUGAGCCGAGAUUGCGCCACUGCACUCCCACCUGGGCCACAGAGCGAGACUCCGUCUCAAAAAAAAAAAAAAAAAAAAAAGAAAUUAGGCUGUAGAGAGAAGGAAGUUGUGCAUACAGUGGAAGCAUUCGGAUCUAACUCUCCUUCCGGGAUCAAGACUAAGGAGGACCUGAACGAGGAGCAGGAAGACUUGAGUGAACUGAAUUCAAAGCUGCAAGAUACUUUGGAACAGAUUGAGGAACAGCUGGACGUAGCUCUUUCCAAAAUCUGCAAGAAUUUUGACAUUAACCAUUAUACCAAGGUUCAACAAGCUUAUCGACUUCUUGGAAAAACACAGACAGCAAUGGAUCAACUUCAUAUGCACUUCACCCAAGCCAUUCACAACACCGUGUUUCAAGUUGUUCUUGGUUAUGUGGAACUAUGUGCAGGAAACACAGACACAAAAUUCCAAAAGCUGCAAUAUAAGGAUCUCUGUACACAUGUUACACCAGACAGCUAUAUUCCAUGCCUUGCAGACCUGUGCAAAGCACUAUGGGAAGUUAUGCUCAGCUAUUAUAGGACUAUGGAAUGGCAUGAAAAGCAUGACAAUGAGGAUACUGCUUCAGCUUCUGAAGGGAGUAAUAUGAUAGGUACUGAAGAAACUAAUUUUGAUCGUGGCUACAUAAAAAAGAAAUUAGAACAUGGACUUACACGAAUAUGGCAGGAUGUUCAGCUAAAAGUAAAAACCUACUUGCUUGGAACUGAUUUGUCUAUAUUCAAAUAUGAUGAUUUCAUCUUUGUUUUGGAUAUAAUCAGCAGGUUGAUGCAAGUUGGAGAAGAAUUUUGUGGUAGCAAGUCUGAAGUUUUACAGGAAUCUAUUAGAAAACAAAGUGUCAAUUAUUUCAAGAAUUACCAUAGAACACGGCUCGAUGAACUGAGAAUGUUCUUAGAGAAUGAGACUUGGGAACUUUGUCCUGUUAAGUCAAAUUUCAGCAUCUUGCAACUUCAUGAAUUUAAAUUCAUGGAACAGUCUCGCUCCCCAUCAGUUUCACCUAGUAAACAGCCAGUCUCAACUUCUUCAAAAACAGUGACCUUGUUUGAGCAGUACUGUAGUGGUGGGAAUCCAUUUGAAAUUCAGGCCAACCACAAAGAUGAAGAAACAGAAGAUGUCUUAGCUUCUAAUGGGUAUGAAUCUGAUGAACAAGAAAAGAGUGCCUAUCAAGAGUAUGACAGUGACAGUGAUGUUCCUGAGGAACUCAAACGAGACUAUGUGGAUGAGCAGACAGGAGAUGGUCCUGUGAAAAGUGUUUCUCGGGAAACUCUAAAAAGCAGGAAGAAAUCAGAUUACAGUCUAAAUAAAGUGAAUGCACCUAUCUUAACAAAUACAACAUUGAACGUCAUAAGACUUGUUGGAAAAUAUAUGCAGAUGAUGAACAUUCUUAAGCCAAUUGCCUUUGAUGUUAUUCAUUUCAUGUCUCAACUAUUUGAUUAUUACUUGUAUGCAAUAUAUACCUUUUUUGGUCGGAAUGAUUCAUUGGAAUCAACUGGACUCGGCCUUAGUAGUAGUAGACUAAGAACAACUCUAAACAGAAUACAAGAAAGCCUUAUUGAUCUAGAAGUUUCAGCUGAUCCUACUGCCACACUCACAGCAGCAGAAGAAAGAAAGGAGAAGGUGCCAAGUCCACACCUCAGUCACCUAGUGGUUUUGACAUCUGGGGAUACGCUGUAUGGGUUGGCAGAAAGAGUGGUAGCCACGGAAUCCUUGGUAUUCUUGGCUGAACAGUUUGAGUUCCUUCAGCCACAUCUGGAUGCUGUGAUGCCUGCAGUCAAAAAGCCCUUUCUUCAGCAGUUCUAUUCUCAGACAGUCUCAACCGCCAGUGAACUACGGAAACCAAUUUACUGGAUUGUAGCUGGUAAAGCCCUUGAUUAUGAACAGAUGCUGCUUCUCAUGGCUAAUGUGAAAUGGGAUGUAAAAGAAAUUAUGUCACAGCACAACAUAUAUGUAGAUGCACUAUUAAAGGAAUUUGAGCAGUUUAACAGGAGGCUAAAUGAAGUUUCUAAGAGAGUUCGCAUACCCUUGCCUGUGUCUAAUAUACUUUGGGAACAUUGUAUACGAUUGGCUAAUCGAACUAUUGUAGAAGGAUAUGCCAAUGUCAAGAAAUGCAGUAAUGAGGGUCGUGCCCUGAUGCAAUUGGAUUUUCAACAGUUUUUAAUGAAACUUGAAAAACUAACAGAUAUUAGACCCAUUCCUGAUAAAGAAUUUGUAGAAACUUAUAUUAAAGCUUAUUACCUAACUGAGAAUGACAUGGAACGGUGGAUCAAAGAGCACAGGGAAUAUUCAACGAAGCAGCUGACCAAUCUGGUGAAUGUUUGCCUGGGAUCCCAUAUCAAUAAGAAAGCAAGACAAAAACUUCUAGCAGCUAUAGAUGAUAUAGACAGACCUAAAAGAUAAUGAACACAGCUCUCUUUCCUCAAUGGCAUUGAUCCUCACUCAACAUAUAUGACCUGAAAGCCAGUUUUUUUAUGCACUUCUGACAACUAUCUGCUAAGAAAACUUUGUGCAUGUUUUUUUGACUGGAAAGUGGAAAAUAUUGAAAUGUGUGUGGUGUUCUCAUGACUUUUAUAUGCUGUGGUCUCUUCAACUUUUGGUCUCAUUUGUUGUAAUCUGAAAUGAUGUUGCCGCCUUGUCAUAACAAUGGUUAUGUGACUACAGUUAUACAUUUUACAGAAGAAUGUACCAUAAGUAUAUAAUUAGAAGAACAGUGGCUUAAUAUAUGUAUGGGAAGUUUAUGGAAAAUGAAGUUGGCACUUUUCUACCCUCUGAGCUUGGUUCUUAAUAAGCAUAAUGUGAGGGUGAAUAUGUAGUAUCUCCUAAUUAUGAGCACUGCAUGAGAAUUAAAAAACACAUGUAAGUAAAAUAGUUGAAAAAUCAGUAUGUUCUCUGUUUUUAAAAUGUCAAAGUUUAUGUCAGGGUUAAUUUAGUUAUAACAAAGUGAUCAUAAUGGUGAAAUUUAAUAAAUAUACUCUAGUAUGAUCAGCCUAUGUGAGACUACAUUUUGAUUUUUUGUGUGGCAUGCAGAUGUCAUGAACUAUAGUGCAGCUUUUAGUGUGUUCUAAUUUUAAUUGUUUUAUAUCCUGAAACCAAUGGUGAAAAGUAAUUUCAUUGAGGGUACCUUUUCAAUGCCUGAGUAGCAUACAGAAUCAUGAUUAUGAGACUUUCUUUUAUCUUUCUUUAUAAAAAUAUGUGGUUUUUUUGUUGAAAGUUUUGGUCUCUUUAAAUUCAGAUUUUGUCUUAGGACAGUAAAACCCAGGUUGACUGACUCAGGAAACAGUUGUCUGCUAGUCACUCAUAAAUGUACGGUCAUAUGUUCACUCUUCUUAAAUAUCCACCUUUUAUAACACAAAUGUAAAAUAGUAUCAGUCUAGCCAAUGAUGAACUCUGGAAUCCACUUAGUCUUCAGUAAGUAUGUGCUGUUCCUCUAAACUUUGCCCUGAAGCCAGGGAUCUUCUCCUAAUGUAUGUGACAUAAAAAUCCAUUUUCCAUGUACUCUUGCCAACUGUCUGAUAAGGAAUUUUGUGUGUGUUCUUUCUGACUGGAGAGUGGAGGACAUCUAAGCUUGUGUGGCAUUGGUCCAAUGAUUGCCAUGCAUGACCUGUAACAUCAACAGCUCACAGAAUCCUAAGGAAUCAUGUGAGAAACAGGCCUUGGGUCUUAUGAGUCUUCUGGGACCUAAGGUGAUAAAAUGGAUGGCACAGAAUGGCAUGUGAUCAAGCAUGGAGGUGAUAAGGAAACAAUUGCUACUCUGUGUCCAUCAGUCCCUGCGAUGUCUGUAAAUGCACAGUGUAAUGUGAAGCACUUUCAGAAUAUGUUUGUGUGUGUCUGUAUGCUGAGUGUUUUCUUUUCAUCCUCUCAUGUCGGAGUUCAUUUACUGUCAAUUUAAAACUUUCCUCUUGUAAAAAGGUAUGAGUUUGGUGCCAUUAUGAUUUGGUUGUGGCUAGAUUAUAUACUUGUGAAGUAGAUUCUGCCUGUAGCCAUUAUUUAUAUGCAGCCACUUGAAGAAAACAAACAUGAGAUAAGCUUGGUCCUUGAGUUUAAAUGGCAUAUUUAGCUGGGCACAUAAAGAGCUAAUCAAUCUUUUAAAAUUUGCAGUUGAUGAAGAGCUGCUUAUUUUUCUCUUCUACAUGGAUUUUAUAGUUGGUUUCCUUUAAUUUCUACUUUAGUUGGCCCUAGAUAAUAUGAACAGGAAUCACCUGCCUGGUAGAGCCCAGUGUUUUCCAAGGUAAUAGGAAUUGAUACAAAAGAAUUACUUAUCUUGUUAGAGACUCGACCAUGCAAUCUGACAGACCUUUUAACCUACCCUUACUUUGCUUUCUCCAUCUUCAAAAUGAAAUGGUGGAUCUUUUUAAUGCUUUUUGAAAAAGGUUUUUUUUUUUUUUUUUUUUCAUUAAAAGGUAGCUUAAUAAGUGCUAGCUAGCAUCAAAACAGUAACAGGAGGUUUGAGUCAUGAAGUUACCUAAUCACAAGAGAGUUACCAGACAUUUCUCAAAUACUUUAUACAGUAAUAUUGAGUUAUAACCAUGUAACAUUUUAUGAAACUAAUUUUCAGAUAAAUACAAUUGAAAAGCUGAGAAUGUAAAUGGAAUUAUACGUGUUCCAAAAACUAUCAUUACCAAAAAUUUAUUAUUUUUGAGUCUAAACUUUCCUUAACUUUGACAUUUUCCAUGAAAGUUUCCUGUAGAAUUUACCAUGGGAGCAUGGUAAAUUAGCAUUCCCUGAGAAAGAAUGAUCAUUUCUACAAAUACAUUGUCUUGCAUUUAAAAAUGCUAGGGGGGCACAUAGCAAUUCAAAUGAACUAGUUUGCUUUGGUUUAUAAAACCAACAGAGAUUUUGUAAGUUCACUUUAACUAAUAAACUCAUUUACACAACUUAUUAAAUGAAUUUCUCUUGAAACCAGGGCCAUAUGGUAUUUUAUCAUAUCUUUAAAUAAAAUUUCGAAAUUUCUAUUUAGCUGAGUGCUAAAGUGAAACUUUGUUAGAUUAAAUAGCUUUUUCUUAACUCACCAAAAAGUAGUAAAAGGCUUGUAAUUCAAUUCACCUUGUAAGCAUAGUUGUCUUUUGUAAUAAAAAACUAGAUCUGAA